Molecule: messenger RNA, 4198 nt
Organism: Actinia tenebrosa (Australian red waratah sea anemone)
Lineage: Eukaryota; Metazoa; Cnidaria; Anthozoa; Actiniaria; Actiniidae
Biological process (GO): establishment of mitotic spindle orientation
Cellular component (GO): cell cortex
Molecular function (GO): G-protein alpha-subunit binding; GDP-dissociation inhibitor activity
Source: RefSeq, a predicted model, not a curated record
UUUUCUGAGCUACUUAAACAUCGUUAUGGUUACUGGCUACAGGCGUGGAGAAGGGAAUGCAUGCAGGAACUUAGGACAUGUCUACCUUUCAUUAGGGAAAUAUCGAGAGGCAAUUAAGUACUAUGAAAACGAUUUGGCCAUCACUGUCGAGGUUAACGAUAAAAAUUUAGAAGCAAUCGCAUAUGGUAAUUUAGGGAAUGUCUAUUUUUCAUUGGGAAAAUACCAAGAGGCGAAGAAAUACUACGAGAAGAAUCUUAGCAUCGCUGUUGAAACGUGUGAUAAGAGUGAAGAAGGAAAAGCAUAUACAAGGCUGGGGACUGUUUAUCAAGUAUUAAGUAAGUACCACGAAGCUGUUAGAUGUCAUAAAAAAGCUCUAGACAUCGCAGUAGAUGAAGGUGACAAAAGUUUAGAAGGGAAAACGUAUGGGAAUUUGGGAAAUGCCUAUCAAUCAUUAGGGGAAUGCCAGAAAGCAAUCAAGUGCCAUGAAAAGGAUUUACAGCUCGCCAUCACGAUGGGGGAUAAAGCUGGCGAGGGAAACGCUUGCAUGAAUUUAGGAAAUGUCUUCGAUUCAUUGGGAAGAUACCAAGACGCAAAACAAUAUCAUGAAAAGCAGUUGAACAUUGCUAAGAGGAUAAGAGACAGAAAUGGAGAAGCAAAGGCCUAUGCAAGUUUAGGAAACGUGCAUCAGUCACAAGGAGAAUACUCUAAAGCCAUCGAAUAUCACGAAAAGUCUCUAGCUAUUGCCGUCGCCAUCAAUGACAGCAGCAUCGAAGGAAAAUGUUACGGGAACUUAGGAAAUGCCUAUCAUUUGUUAGGUAAAUAUCACGAAGCAAUUACGUACCACGAAAAGUGCCUGAACAUAGCAAUAAAUAUGCAGGACAAAAGCGGAGAAGGAAAUGCGUAUGGAAACUUGGGGAAUGCAUUUCACUCAUUAGGAGAGUAUCAUAAGGCAAUCAAGUAUCAUGGAAAGCAUCUAACUGUUGCCAAGGAGACAGGCGACAAGAAACAAGAAGGAAAUGCUUCUACAAACUUGGGAAAUGCUUAUCAGUCAUUAGGAGAAUACCAGAAGGCCAUCGAAUAUCAUGAAGAGACUCUAAACCUCGCUAAGCAGAUAGAGGACAGAAUUGGUGUAGCAAAUGCUUAUGGAAACUUAGGAAAUGUCUAUCAUCUAUCUGGAAAACACCUCAAGGCCAUUGAAUAUCACGAGAAGAACCUUACCAUCGUUAUGCAGGUUGGAGACAAACAUGGAGAGGCAAAUGCUUAUGGGAAUUUGGGAAAUGCCAAGAACGCUCUAGGCAAAUACCUGGAGGCAAUAACAUACCACGAGAAACAACGAAACAUCGCUACUGAGAUAAGAGAUUGUUAUGGACAAGAAAAUGCUUAUGGAAGCUUAGGAAAUGACUAUCAAUCAAUAGGGAAUUACGGCGAGGCAAGAAAGUGUUACGAAAAGUGUCUUCACAUUGCACAAGACAUUGGUGACAAAAAAGGAGAGGGCAAUGCRUAUGGAAACUUAGGAAGUGUAUUUUUGUCGUCUGGAAAAUACGAUCAAGCAAUUGAAAAUUAUGAGAAGUGUCUAAGUAAUGCUGUACAACUGUGUGACAAAUGUGGAGAGGGGACAGCGUAUACAAAUUUAGGAAAUGCCUACAGCUCACUAAGAAAGUACGAGAAGGCACUUGAAUAUUACGAAAAACAGUUGGUCAUUGCAGUGAAGAUUGGUGACCGACAUUCAGAAGGGCAGUACUAUGGAAACGUUGGUAAAGUAUACCGCACAAUAGGCAAAUAUCAUGACGGGAUAAAAUACUUGAAGCAAUGCCUCCAGAUCGCUGAAGAAAUUGGUGAUAAGAAAACGGAGGGGUUUGCAUAUGUUCAGAUUGGCCUAUGCUACUGUCAGCUAAGCUAUUGCUACAAACAACAACAUGAUGAAGAAAACCACCUCCUUUGCAUUAAGGAGUCAGAAAACUACUUGAAAAAGAGUUUGUUGUGCUAUGAAAAGCUGUUUGAUGAUUUAGGAGAGCAAGAAAAGAUGAAAAUAUCUAUUGUGGACACAUUUAUCUUAGCCUACAAGCUGCUGACAAUGGUAUACAUCGAGACCAAACAGGAGCAAAAAGCUCUUCUGAUGACUGAGCGUGGACGAGCUCGCGCUUUGGGGGACAUAUUGAUGGCAAAAUAUACCUUGACUCUGUACCCCGGCUCAAAACUUCAACUUGAGUAUUCUGAUAUUGAAAACAUCGUUGCCAAUCGAGAUUAUAGCAUCCUGGUGUUUGCUUUGGAAUACAGAUAUGUGGCUACAUGGGUUCUAGCAAGUCAAAGCCCUCUAUUGUUCGUUGGUGGUAAGAUCAAAGGAUUCGAACUCCCAAUAAACGAUUUGUUUUCAAACAGGAUAGACAAGAAGGAGCUUCUUGUGACGUGCAUCACUGAAAUCGUGAAUAAAGCCCAUGACUGCAUGCGGGUUAGCGAAGGUGCUAACUGCGAAGACAGAUCACUGGAGCAGCUUCAGAAUUUCUACCUUAACCGUAAAGAGGGGGAUUUUGAAGAAGGAUCUUCCCUGCCUCAAGCUGGAGAAGCAAAUAGGACAGAGACAAACGAAAACGAAGAAAAAGGAUCUGAUCUGAGGUGCAUAUACGAUGAAGAAGAAUUUGAUGUCAACCCACUUGAGGAGCUUUUUGAUAUUUUUGUGGCUCCAUUACGGGAUCACCUUAAACAGAGUGAGGUCGUCAUCAUCCCUGAAGGACCACUCUACGCGGUACCCUUUGCAGCUUUACGUGAUUCAAAAACAGGUUUAUACCUGUCCGAAAUGAUGCCCAUUCGCAUUGCUCCUUCACUAACGACCUUGAAAGCUUUGCAAGAAUCGUCAGUUGAUCAUCAUUGCAAGUCAGGUGCUCUGAUCGUAGGAAGUCCUGAUGUUGGCCAGGUAAUGUUUAGGGGCAAAGAAAAAGGUUUCCCGAAUCUAAGGUUUGCCAAACAAGAGGCUGAAGAGAUCAGCGAAUUACUUGGUGUUAAAGCAUUGACCGGGAGUCAGGCUACCAAAGAGGUGAUCAAGCAAAGGCUACGUGAAGGAGUGGCUGUCAUCCACUUUGCUACUCAUGGAAGCGAAAAUGGCGAAAUCAUCUUGGCUCCAUCUGUUUCCACAGAAGAGACAAACAUCCCAGAACAAGAUGAUUAUAUUUUGACAAUGAGUGAGGCGCAGGAGAGUGGAAUUAAUGCUCAGCUGGUCGUGCUGAGCUGCUGUCACAGUGGUCGUGGCGAAAUAAAAUCAGAGGGAGUAAUAGGAAUGAGUAGAGCCUUUCUUGCUGCGGGAGCUCGUGCUGUUGUAGCGUCGCUGUGGGCCAUUGACGACGAAGCAACGAAAGAUUUUAUGCUGAAAUUUUACUGGCAUCUGAAGAAAGGAGAGAGAGCAAGUGAAAGUCUGCAGCAAGCGAUGAACGAUAUGAGAAAAGGAACAUACAAUGAGCCGAAGUACUGGGCUCCUUUUAUUCUAAUUGGAGACAACGUUACCGUAUUUGUGUAAGUCGGAAGGAAUCGAGGUUGAUGUAACAGUAGUGCACUCGCCUCUCACCUCUGGGGUCUCGGGGUCUCGGGGUCCAUGUUCGGUAUCACAUGCAACAUGAUGCAAGUAGAUUUUGCUGGGUGUCUUCCUUCAUUCGGUAGUUUUUUCUUCGGAUUCUCCGAUUUUCCUCAGCCCGCAAAACCUAAUGACCUAAAUUCCGAUAGGAUCUAUAUUCUUAGCCCUGACUUUGAACAUCCUAGAGGCUGCUUUAUGGUGUAGCAAUAAAUUAAUUUGAAGAUUUGAACCAAUUUUCCUCGUUCCGGUAGCUGCUGACCAGGAAGAACGCAGACUCUGGGGAUAAGAUCAUUUGCAGAAACUAGAUAUAUUUACAAAAAGAUUUUUUCAUGUUUAGCUGUUGUAUCAUGUACUAUAAUUGCCUUCGUUCCCUUCUCAUUAUUCAGAAGCAUCUCUCAUGAGCUGUGUCAAUACUGUACUUGCGGUAGGGACUAGCGAUAACAAGCUUUUUUCUUAUCUGAGGAUCUAUGCUAUAAUCUACUUCAGGAGUCAGGCGAUUGGUGUCGGCUUUCCACAUCUGUUCACAUACUGCAGAUAAUUCUUUAUUUGGUUUAAAUGAACUAAAUGAAAAAAAAGAAAAAUGGGUGUAAAUAAUCCCAAAAUAAAUUUGCUUGAUUUUUGUUUUGCUUUUUUCUA